CUCACUGACUGCACCUUCCUUCUCUGUUCUCGCCGAUCUCCUCUUCACUCAUUGCCCGUUCUUUCAUUUCCAUCACAAGAUGGAGGAUCAUCAAGUUCAUGGCAGUUCUCCCUCCUCACGGCGCACCGGCGCCUCCCGAUCAUCCCACCCCUCAUCCCACUCCUCCUCCUCCUCGCGGCCCAAGAAGGCAGCGGGGAAGAAGCGGGCUCGUUCACCAGCCCAUUCCGACGACGGCAGGCGCACCCAGGCUCAGCCAAAUGGCGAUGUACCUCACCACUACGCCGAGGAGGAGGAAGACGCGCCUCCACCCACCCAGGAGCUCGAUGAACUCUACGUGACUUUGCGUACCGAUGUUGUCGGUAGCCAGUACUACGAAGGCCUCGUCGGCAUUGGCGAGUACGUCAUGCUCCGCCGCCAGCCCAACAACGAGUACGACAGCAACGCCGUGCAGGUCCUCAAUGCUUCGGGCGUUCAAGUCGGCCACAUUCCGCGCGGCGUCGCAGCGCGUAUUGCCCCGCUCAUGGACGGGAGGCUUAUCACAGUCGAAGGAAGAAUGAUCGGCCAGAACCUCGACGGCUCUCAUCGCUACAAGCUGCCUAUGAACAUGAGCAUUUACGGGCGCGCAGCCCACCGCGAGGUCCUCGAACCGGAACUGGCCUGGGCGACGCCCAUGGAGCGCGGCUUCGACUACAUGAGACAACAUGAGGCGGCCGCGAGAGGCAAGGGCAAGGCACGCGAGACUGGGGUGAGCGGCAGUGGUGGUGGGGUAGGCGAGGGGAUGCAGCGAAUCCUCGAUGGUCUCGUCAAGGUCAACGAAGAUGAGAAGGCCGCCGACAGCGUCAUGGCGGCUCUCACGGCGGGCAUGGACGUCACCAAGCUCCCACUUCACCCUUCCCCGCCGUCACGCCUAUCGGGCGAACUCCUCGUCGACCUGCUGCCCCACCAGUCGCAGGCGCUGAAGUGGAUGAUUGACCACGAAGACCCCAAGCUGCCUAAGACGCCAGAGGACACCGCCGUGCAGUUCUGGACUCGCCAAAAGGGGUCGGGGAAGGGCGCGUCGGAUUACUGGCUCAACGUCGCGACCAAAACACCCCAGGUCGAGACGCCUGUGUUGGGGCGUGGUGGAAUUGUAGCCGAUGGCAUGGGGCUUGGCAAGACCCUCACGACUCUGGCGCUUGUACUUGCGACAAAGGCCCAAGAUGUGGCUCAGGGCUCUACCAAAACUACACUAAUCGUCUGCCCGCUGUCAGUUCUCAGCAACUGGGAGAAGCAAAUCGAGGACCAUGUGGCGGAUGGUCAGCUCCGCUACUACGUGUAUCAUGGUACUGGCAAGAGCGCGACGCCGACUACGCUAGCCCAAUACGAUAUCGUCCUGACCACAUAUCAGACCAUCGCUGCGGAGGCACCUACACCUGCCGCGCAAAGUAUCGACAAGGGAAAAAAAGUCAAGGUCUCCGGGAGACUCGGGCCAUUGCUCAAGAUGAAGUGGAAGCGCAUCGUUGCCGACGAGGGACAUGUAAUGAAGAACCCAAAGGCGAAAAUGACACAAGCCUUUGCCUCUCUGCACGCCGAGCGUCGCUGGAUCUGUACGGGAACACCCAUUGUCAACAGCCCGGCAGACCUCGGCUCGCUGCUCACAUGCAUCAAGAUGUGCGCACCACUCGACCAGCCCGAGUACUUCCGCAGCCUGGUUCUGCGCCCACUCAAAAGCGGCGCCGCUGAGGCCGCUCGACUACUCCAAGGCAUUGUGGGUCAGGCUCUUCUACGCCGUACAAAGGAGACGAAGGACGCAACUGGAAAGCCCAUCGUGUCGCUGCCACCAAUCGAGUAUUAUCAGGUGCCCGUCAAGCUCGACGAGGAGACUCGCCGCACAUAUGACGAGGUGCACGCCGAGUCACGUCGCCGUUUUGAGCAAAGCUUGCGUUCUGGCGAGAGUGCUGCAAACGUGUUGGCCAUGUUGACAAGGAUGCGGCAACUUUGCUUAUCUGCUGAUCUCGUCCCGCAGUCUUUCCUUGAUGACAUCCGCCACCCGCAUGUCUCGUCCAACACACCUGCGGUAACUGUCUCCAAGAUGACACCCGAACAGCGAGAAAUGUUGAUUCAAAAACUCAAACAGGUCAUCGCCGACCAGGAGGAGUGCUCCGUGUGCUUUGACGUCCUCAGCGAUCCGCGAAUCACCGACUGCGGGCAUCCAUUCUGCUUCGAGUGUAUUUCUGAGGUCAUCAAGCGGCAAGCUGUUUGUCCCAUGGAUCGUCAUCCCAUUGCGCUUACGUCCCUUCUCGAGGUACCACCAGAUGCUGCUCCAGAGUUUGUAGAACAAGCCAUAGUUCCAUCAUUGCGUUCGGCCAAAAUUACCGAACUCGUGCGCUACCUUAAAGCCUUCGACAAGGGAGACAAGACGCUCGUAUUCUCGCAAUUCACAACGUUCCUCGACCGCGUUGCUGCCAUCUUGCAAGAAGAGGGUAUCCAAUACUGCCGCUUUGACGGGAGCAUGCCAGCAAAGAAGCGGCAAGAGGUCAUCGCCCGAUUCCAGAAGCCCUUCCUUGACGCCACCACGGAAACUAACCCCGUCGUUAUGCUUAUCUCGCUCAAGUCUGGGGCCGUUGGCUUGAACCUUACGGCAGCUAGUAAUGUCUUUCUGUGCGACCCGUGGUGGCAAAGCGCAAUUGAGGCGCAGGCCGUGGAUCGUGUGCAUCGCAUGGGCCAGCGCAAAACCGUGCGCGUGUUCCAGCUCAUUGCCGAGAACACCAUUGAGGCAAAGGUUCUCGACAUCCAGAAGCAAAAGGACGCGCUGGUGCAGGACGCGUUUGCAAAGUCCGGCUCGGCCGAGACGAAGGCGGCUAAAAAGCAGGCGCGUUUCGAGGACCUUCGGCGGAUCUUCGGCGUGGAGUAGCGGGUGGCGGCGAUGCUUUAGGAUGUUGACCGAAAGGCUGGUUGACACGGACAUCCGUCGCCGUCUUCCUCAGCGCGGCCCUCGCCGCAUCUCUCGCCGUGUAUCUCGCCGCCUUCCCCUUUGAUCCUGGAAGGGAAAGGCAUAUUCAAUGCACUCCGUCACCAACACACACUGCCCUUUGAAUCCUAUCGCAAACAAUCAUGUCGUAGAGUUCAGCUCACCUCAUGACUCAUAGCCGCGGUUGUCUUGAGUUGGGUCACGCAUAUUCAAUGACUUCAGGAGUUGCCAUGCAUUCAAAGACUUUCCAGCUGAGACAUGCCACACGG
Messenger RNA from Cutaneotrichosporon oleaginosum, 3219 nucleotides. RefSeq lists its product as uncharacterized. Gene Ontology annotation, cellular component: nucleus. Gene Ontology annotation, molecular function: hydrolase activity, acting on acid anhydrides, in phosphorus-containing anhydrides; nucleic acid binding; ATP binding. NCBI's taxonomy places the organism in Eukaryota, Fungi, Basidiomycota, Tremellomycetes, Trichosporonales, Trichosporonaceae. Gene Ontology annotation, biological process: DNA repair. The record is from RefSeq and is a predicted model, not a curated record.